ACAAUGAUCACUAACCAUCCCACACACUGAGCCUAAAUUCCAAACAAUUCCAUUCCUCUCUUGCUUGCACCCUCCUACACACCAUUGUCUCCUUUAUUACUUUGUUUUCAACCCUCUGCCCCACCUUUUCCCCUCCCUCUCUUGCUUGCACCCUCCUACACACCAUUGUCUCCUUUCUCUAACCCUCUCUUUCUUUGUCUCUCACACUUCACAUAGUAUAUAAAUAUGCAUAUAUUUUUAUUCACAUGACCAGCCUACAAAACACCUUUUUCCCCCCAAAGACCACUCACCACCUCUAGUUUAUGAUAUCUUCAUUUCUCUCUAGUUGUUUCAAGGGAAGAACAAGUGCUAUUUGGGAACCACAUUGAAGAAGUGAGAAAGAGGAAGCUCCAAAAGCAUAAGAAAAAUAAGACUGAAGAUGGAAAGAAGUCUAAAUUACUAUGUGCUACUUCUUGUACUUGGUCAUUGCCUUUGUUCAGGUUCAAGUAGGACACAGAAGGAAGCACCAGUACAUAUGAAUGUACUAAGGCAUAAUGAAGAAAAACAACUAAAAUUUACAGCCUCAAAGUCUACCACUCAAAGGGAUAUCACCACACCAAUCACCACAAUUCCCAAUUUAGUUCCCAUCACUUCAACAAAUCCAAUCCUGAAUCCAAAUUCCAACCCAGAUACAGUCUCACCAGCCUCCACACUCCCAAUCACAACUCCUACCAUGCCAAAUAACUCUCCAGUGUCCUCUUCAGGUGCAAGCUGGUGCACUGCAAGCCCAACUGCAUCACAGAGAGCCUUACAAGUGGCAUUGGACUAUGCUUGUGGAUAUGGUGGCACUGAUUGUUCUGCAAUUCAACCUGGUGGAAGCUGCUACUUCCCAAACUCUGUCAGAGACCAUGCUUCUUAUGCCUUCAAUAAGUAUUAUCAGAAGAAUCCCGUUCUUAAUAGCUGCAAUUUUGGUGGAGCUGCUGUCAUCACUAGCACUAACCCAAGUACCGGGGCAUGUCAAUAUGCAUCCACUAGUAUUAGUUCAUCAGUCUUGAACACAACAAACACAAGUGGUGCAAAUGUUUUUGGUUCAGUACCUGUGCCCAAGAACCCCUCUGCCUCUGCUGCUGCAGCUGCCACAUCAGCUAGAUUUUUACAAUUUUGCCUCAUUUUAUGGCCAUUAGCAAUGUUGGACAAGAAUUAUCUCUAACAAGAAUGAGAGUUAGAUUUUGCUUGGAUUUUGGUCUUUAUUGUACUAGAAAAGCACAUAGGUACAAUCCAUCAUAAAUAUGACAUACAUGAUAGAACACUUUGUAGAAAAGUAGCAAUUAUAUGAAGGGCUUCUGUAGAUAUUUACACCGUACAUUACUUUUGUUUUCCGUUCAUAUAUGUUUAUAGUGUUUAUAUUGUUUUUA
Molecule: messenger RNA, 1394 nt
Organism: Glycine soja
Lineage: Eukaryota; Viridiplantae; Streptophyta; Magnoliopsida; Fabales; Fabaceae
Product: glucan endo-1,3-beta-glucosidase 12-like
Exons: 4
Coding region: 419-1189 (256 amino acids)
Source: RefSeq, a predicted model, not a curated record